Equus caballus (horse) is the source of this 1513-nucleotide messenger RNA. RefSeq names its product abhydrolase domain containing 12B (gene ABHD12B). Gene Ontology annotation, molecular function: monoacylglycerol lipase activity; phosphatidylcholine lysophospholipase A1 activity. Gene Ontology annotation, cellular component: endoplasmic reticulum membrane. Gene Ontology annotation, biological process: phosphatidylserine catabolic process; monoacylglycerol catabolic process. The record is from RefSeq and is a predicted model, not a curated record. Lineage: Eukaryota; Metazoa; Chordata; Mammalia; Perissodactyla; Equidae.
ACGGACUCGGCGGGGACCCGGCCGGGCGAUGGACGCGCGAGGCUGCGUGGCCGCCUGGGGGGACAUGGUGGCGCGGAACCUGCGGUGAGUGCACUCGGGCUCCAGGGGUCCCCUGAGCUCCACCAGCCCCGGGACCUCGGCCCCACCCCACCCGCAGGCCGGUGUCCCUUUGCAGCUCCUUACAGAGAUGCCAGGAAGACGGCUCGGGUUCCUACCAACCUCUGUCUGCGUGACCAUCUCACUACCAGGCCGAUGGAUUUCAAAAACACUAGUAAUCGUGGCGGUAAUAAUGGUAGUCUUAGAUGGCUUCCUGUUCGGUGGAGGCCUAUCUGUGCAGAUGGAGCAGGAUGGGAAGGCCAGCCCGUGCGAAGCCUCCGGCAGAUCUAUUCCACACUCCUCUUCAACACUCAGAAGAAAAAUUGCCACUCUGUACGACAAUUUUACUUGUAAAUCAUUAAAAGAACACAUUUUCCCUCCUCUGAUGGAGAUGUUCAUUUUUUUAAAUUUUUUCAAAGCACCGUUUCUCGUGGAUUUAAAGAAACCGGAGGUAAAGAUCCCUCACACAGUGAACUUCUACCUCCGAGUUGAACCCGGGGUGACUCUGGGAAUCUGGCACACGGUCCCCAGCUGCCGGGGGGAAGACGCCAAGGGGAAGGACCGUUCCUGGUACGAGGCGGCCCUUCGCGACGGCAACCCGAUCAUCGUGUAUCUUCACGGCAGUGCGGAGAACAGGGCAGCUCCUCACAGAAUCAAGCUGGUGAAGGUGCUGAGUGAUGGCGGCUUCCACGUCUUGUCUGUGGACUACAGAGGGUUCGGGGACUCCACCGGGAAGCCCACUGAGGAGGGACUGACGGCUGACGCGCUCUUCGUCUACGAGUGGACCAAGGCGAGAAGUGGCACUACCCCCGUGUGUCUCUGGGGCCACUCUCUGGGAACAGGGGUUGCAACAAAUGCUGCCAGAGUGCUGGAAGAGAGAGGAUCCCCAGCUGAUGCUAUUAUCCUGGAAGCUCCAUUUACCAACAUAUGGGUUGCAAGUAUCAAUUAUCCCUUGUUAAAGAUUUACCGGAAGCUUCCAGGGUUUUUACGCACGCUUAUGGAUGCCCUGAGAAAAGACAAAAUAGUCUUCCCUAAUGAUGAAAAUGUUAAAUUCCUGUCUUCUCCUCUUCUCAUCCUUCACGGUGAGGAUGACAGGACAGUGCCUUUGGAGAUUGGAAAACAGCUCUACGAAAUCGCACACAGUGCAUACAGGAAGAAAGAGAGGGUCAAGAUGGUGGUCUUUCCUCCUGGCUUCCACCACAACUUGCUUUGUGAAAGCCCCACACUGUUAAAAACCGUGAGGGAUUUCCUGAGCGAGCAGUGGGCCUGAGGUCUGAGAGCUGCGGAAAUCUUCAGCGAAGACUUGGUCCAAACCCACCUGGGAUGCGUCUGUUUAUCUAAAACUGUACCAGGCUGCUUGGAUGAGCUGAAGUCGUUGACAUUUCUACAAGUUACCCGCCAUUUUAGUAAGGGAAAG